Oryzias latipes (Japanese medaka) is the source of this 4282-nucleotide messenger RNA. RefSeq names its product aconitase 1, soluble (gene aco1). The record is from RefSeq and is a predicted model, not a curated record. NCBI's taxonomy places the organism in Eukaryota, Metazoa, Chordata, Actinopteri, Beloniformes, Adrianichthyidae.
UCUUCCACUGGCGGAACUGCGGCGUUUGACCGGCAGGUUUGGGCGGGAAUUGGAGCAGCGAGCUAAGCUAGCUAGCCUGCUGUCACGGUUCCCCGCUCAUGAUUAACUUAACCGGUUUAGGCUGACUCAUCAUCAUGUUUCUGCUCUUUAACCCGAGGCUCUCGCAGAUGUUCUGGUUCUGGGUUUGAACGCAGAAGUUUGCUCACAGCUGAAGUCGUGACAUUUGGGUUCGGGCCAUUUCUGUCAUUUGUUGCAUUUUAUAUGCAUUUAUUUGACAUUUUAGUACUAGUUGUAGAAUUAUAGUAAUGUACAAAUCUGACCGUGAUUUGGUCUUUUAUCCGUUUGUGGAUCAGAGUCUGAUGCACAUCAGUGGGAUUCUUACUAGUGACCAAAGUCUGCAGCCGUUCAGGAAGUGCAGCCAAAUCCUCAGAAGGUUUCCACAGAAACUAAAGAUAACAGCGAAUAUGAAGAACCCUUUCCAACAUUUGGUGGAAUCUCUCAGCCCCACUGACCCACAGCAGCAGUUUUUCAACCUGUCGAAGCUGACAGACCCCAGAUACGACCGCCUGCCGUUCUCCAUCCGCGUGCUGCUGGAGUCCGCCGUCAGGAACUGCGACGGGUUUCUGGUGAAGCGCUCGGACGUGGAGAACAUCCUGAACUGGAAGCAGACGCAGACUCAGACUGUGGAGGUUCCCUUCAGACCGGCCCGGGUCAUCCUUCAAGACUUCACCGGCGUUCCCGCCGUGGUGGACUUCGCCGCCAUGCGCGACGCAGUCAUGAAGCUGGGCGGCGAUCCAGAAAGGAUCAACCCCGUUUGCCCCGCAGACCUCGUCAUCGAUCAUUCCAUCCAAGUGGACUUCAACAGGAAGUCCGACAGCCUUCAGAAGAACCAGGACUUGGAGUUUGACCGCAACAAAGAGAGAUUCCAGUUUUUGAAAUGGGGCUCCAAAGCCUUCAAGAACAUGCGGAUCAUCCCUCCUGGUUCUGGAAUCGUUCACCAGGUCAACCUGGAGUAUUUGGCUCGGGUGGUGUUCCACCACGACGGCUUCCUGUACCCCGACAGUCUGGUGGGCACCGACUCCCACACCACCAUGAUUGAUGGCCUGGGUGUUCUCGGCUGGGGCGUCGGUGGGAUUGAGGCAGAGGCCGUCAUGCUGGGACAGCCAAUCAGCAUGGUUCUCCCAGAGGUGGUGGGGUACAAGCUGCACGGCGUCCCGGACAAGUUCAUCACCUCCACUGACAUCGUCCUCACGGUCACCAAGCACCUUCGACAGGUGGGCGUGGUGGGGAAGUUUGUGGAGUUCUUCGGCCCCGGCGUCGCCCAGCUGUCCAUCGCUGACCGAGCCACCAUCGCCAACAUGUGUCCAGAGUACGGCGCCACGGCGGCGUUCUUCCCCGUGGACGCCGUCAGCGUUCAGUACCUGGAGCAGACGGGGCGAGAGGCGCAGCAGCUGGCCUACAUCACGGAGUACCUGAAGGCCGUGGCCAUGUUCAGAGACUACGAGGAUGCGGCCCAGGAUCCAGACUUCACUCAUGUGGUGGAGUUGGAUCUCAGCACCGUGGUUCCGUGCUGCAGCGGUCCCAAACGGCCUCAGGACCGAAUUCCCGUCUCCGAAAUGAAGACAGACUUUGAGAGCUGCCUGGGAGCAAAGCAGGGAUUCAAGGGUUUCCAGGUCGCUCCUGAACGCCACAGCGCCGCCGUCCCCUUCCACUUCAGCGGGAAUGAAUACACGCUGAGCCACGGCUCUGUGGUCAUCGCCGCCAUCACCAGCUGCACCAACACCAGCAACCCGUCCGUCAUGCUGGGAGCAGGACUUCUGGCUAAGAAAGCCGUGGAACACGGACUGAGCGUGAAGCCGUACAUCAAAACCAGUCUGUCGCCCGGCAGCGGCGUGGUGACCUACUACCUGAAGGAGAGCGGCGUCAUGGACUACCUGUCCCAGCUGGGCUUUGAAGUGGUCGGCUACGGUUGCAUGACGUGCAUCGGCAACAGCGGGCCGCUGCCAGAAGCGGUGGUAGAGGCCAUAACCCAGGGGGACCUGGUGGCCGCCGGCAUCCUGUCAGGGAACAGGAACUUUGAGGGCCGGGUCCAUCCCAACACCAGGGCCAACUACCUGGCUUCUCCGCCGCUGGUCAUCGCUUAUGCGAUUGCCGGCACCGUGAGGAUCGACUUUGAGACGGAGCCCAUCGCCACCAACUGUGACGGUAAAGACGUCUACCUGAGGGACAUCUGGCCCACGCGGGAGGAGAUCCAGGCCGUGGAAAAAGAGUUUGUCAUUCCGUCCAUGUUCAGAGAAGUCUACCAGAAGAUCGAGAAAGUGAACGAACGCUGGAACGCUCUGGAGGCUCCCUCUGACAAGCUGUACACCUGGGAUCCCAAGUCCACUUACAUCAAGUCUCCACCGUUCUUUGAGGGUUUGACCCUGAAGCUGCAGCCCCCCCGCUCCAUAAAGGAUGCGUACGUGCUGCUCAACCUGGGAGACUCGGUCACCACCGAUCACAUCUCUCCUGCCGGAAACAUCGCCAGGAACAGUUCGGCAGCUCGUUACCUGGCAGACCGAGGUUUGACUCCUCGAGACUACAACUCGUACGGCUCGCGGCGAGGAAACGACGCCGUCAUGGCCAGAGGGACGUUCGCAAACAUCCGCCUCUUCAACAAGUUCCUGGGCAAGCAGGCGCCGCAGACCGUCCACCUGCCGAGCGGAGAAACGCUGGACGUGUUCGAUGCUGCAGAGAGGUACCGGCAGUCCGGUGAGCCGCUGCUGGUUCUGGCGGGGAAAGAGUACGGCUCCGGGAGCUCCAGAGACUGGGCGGCCAAAGGCCCGUUCCUGCUGGGCAUCAAGGCGGUUCUGGCUGAGAGCUAUGAGAGGAUCCACCGCAGCAACCUGGUGGGGAUGGGAGUCAUCCCCCUGGAGUAUCUGCCAGGAGACUCAGCGGACAGCCUGGGCCUGACGGGCCGGGAGCGCUACAGCAUCAGCAUCCCAGAGCCGCUCACGCCCAGGAUGCUGGCGGAUGUGAAGCUGGACUCUGGGAAAACCUUCCAAGUGCGAAUGAGGUUUGACACCGACGUGGAGCUGACCUACUUCCACCACGGAGGAAUCCUCAACUACAUGAUCCGCAAGAUGUCAGCAAACUAAAGCCGGCUUUCUGACGGAAACAGCUGACAGAACCACGGCCCAGAAGAUUGAAUCAUUUUCCAUAACCGCUGCAAACAUAGGAAACGGUCUCUGAGCGGCAACACAGAUGACCGUCUGUCCAGAUCAGAACUACAACUGAAGAAGGUUUAGUUGUAUAACUGAAUCCUUUUCAUGAGGUUAAACAGGAAGUCCUCGUCUCACCUGCAGGUGGGAGGAAUGUCCUUCCUGAUGCAGGUAAACGCCGCGUCCCACAGCCUCUACGUACGUUUGGAUGUAAACUGGUCAGACGUGAAUCAUAAGUGAGAAAGUUGUGGUCUUUAGGUGAAAUGUUCACAGAUGUAUCAGGAAUGAACCACGUUAAAACCACAGAAGAAGUAGGAAUAAACACGCUAAGAACACGUAAACCAACGUAGAACAUGAAGCGUGUGAUUAUUGUGAUGUUUAUCUGUAAUUCAUCAGUGAUUCAUGCAUCAAUGAUGUCAUCUGAACGUGAUCUGUGCGCCGUAUACGUGAUCUAAAAGUUACACAUCAGUGGUUCAUGCAUGAAAAGUCUGUUAGACAAACGUGGAACGCUCCUGGAAAGACACACAUUUCUGGAGGAAUCUCACAAAAAUGACAUAGAUCACGCAUGGAUCACGGAUGACCAACAUUUCAUACGUGGAACACGUGCGUAGUGGCUGUGAGACACGACCUUUAGGGUGACCUUGUCAGUCUGUUUCUCUGUCAACACUUCAGUUCCAGGACAUUGCCUCAUGGCUGACGGGGGACCAGCAGCAGGCGGACCACCUGAACUCUGGUGUCCAUGGAGUUGAAUGGACCUCUGAAAGUGCACUUCUCAUUCCAGUGGGCUGUUCCACGCCCCCCAGUACCCCCCCAGUACCCCCCCAGUACCUCUGACUGUCAUGUUGAUGCCUGGACCAACUUAUAAAGCUGUUUUUUGUCUUACUGCAGCCAGAAAACGUAACAAAAGCUGAUCUGCUGUGGGGUCCAAUUAGACUCGGUUUAGAAUAAAGGAAAAACCAGAUUAUACCUUUGAAACAUGUAUUGUAAACUUACAAGAAAUAUUAAUAACUUGAAAAAAAAAUGUACAUUUAAAACUUGAAUAAAAAUAAAACUGUGACCAAAUAAUAAAAAAAUGAACAUUU